AUGCCGGUGAUCCUCGGGGAGGUCAGCAUUCUCACCACCCCGCUCUCGGGGGUCCGCAUUUGGGCUCUCGUCUCGGGAUGCGUCACCUUCAGCCUGGUGGCCUCCACGGUGGACGACACGCCGGGGGACGACACGCUGGGGGACGCCCAGCGCUCCGAGCUCUUCCGCACCUUCUGCAUGUCCGCCUGGAUCCUCUUCUUCACCCUCAGCCUCCUCAUCCUCACCAUCACCUACAUCCAGUUCCACAGCCUGCUGCCGCUCUCCUGGAAGAACCUGACGGUGACGGUGGCCGCCACGGCCGCGCUGGUGGUUCUGGCCGCCACGCUGGCGUACCCGUCUCUGGUGCCGGGAGAGCACACCAACAGGUCUGUGAUGGCCACCAUCUUCUCAGGCCUCACCUUCCUGGCCUACGCCACAGAGACCCACCUCAUCCGCCGGGAGCAGAAGGGCUACAUGGCCAGCGUGCCCGGGCUGCUCAAAGUGCUCCAGGUCUUCGGGGGGUGCGUGGGUCUGCUGCUGAUGACGGACCAGGUGGCUCACCAGGUGGCUCACGAGAGCACUGAUUGGGGGGUGUGGAUCCCCGGGGUGGCGUACAGCCUCGGUCUCUCAGCCUCGCUGGGAACCGUGGUGGUCAUGGUGGGGGACUGCGCCGGACGGUGCCCGCUGCCUUUCGACCGAAUCCUGGCCGGGUUGAGCUCGCUGGGAGUCCUGCUCUACAUGGUGGCGGCGGUCGUGAGCUCCACCAAAGUGCUGAACUUGUACAGGCCGAACGCACUCUCGUCUGAGGGGAGACUCGUCAUCAUCAUCGUCUCUGAGAUGGCCUUUGCGUGCGUCACCUUGCUCAGUUACACCGUCGAUCUGGCCUUCUCAGUCAAACUCUUGUGUGACAGAAUCUGA
Sardina pilchardus (European sardine) is the source of this 897-nucleotide messenger RNA. Its product is annotated as myeloid-associated differentiation marker homolog. NCBI's taxonomy places the organism in Eukaryota, Metazoa, Chordata, Actinopteri, Clupeiformes, Clupeidae. The record is from RefSeq and is a predicted model, not a curated record. The transcript has a single exon. Gene Ontology annotation, cellular component: membrane. The coding region runs from base 1 to 897 and encodes 298 amino acids.